Molecule: messenger RNA, 454 nt
Organism: Musca vetustissima
Lineage: Eukaryota; Metazoa; Arthropoda; Insecta; Diptera; Muscidae
Product: delta and Notch-like epidermal growth factor-related receptor
Exons: 3
Biological process (GO): establishment or maintenance of epithelial cell apical/basal polarity; heterophilic cell-cell adhesion
Cellular component (GO): plasma membrane; protein-containing complex
Source: RefSeq, a predicted model, not a curated record
AUGCUGCUGAUGAUGAUGAUUGCACACAACACUCAGGUGUAUCAGGUAACACGUUCCGGACACGAGCAUUGUGACGUUACCGAGGGUAUCCUGCUGGAUAUAACACCACUCAUCGUUGAUGGCAGAAAGUUGGUAACACUGUACGAUAAGGACCUAACCGAAGGAGUUAACUUGCUAAUUGUGGUCUCUGAACUAUGGGGUUCACAGUGUGUCCGUCUCAAGGUCACCACAAAAACCGAAAAUUGUGGUGAAGGUGCUGAUUGCUCCGGUAAAGGUGUUUGCUAUUCGAACAGCGACAUGGAAGAGUAUGAAUGCCAGUGUUGCAGUGGUUUUGCCGGACCACAUUGUGAAGAGAUUGAUGCCUGCACACCGAGUCCGUGUACAAAUAAUGGCAUUUGCGUUGAUUUGUCACAAGGUCAUGAGGGUAAUUCGUAUCAAUGUUUGUGCCCGUACG